Molecule: messenger RNA, 3578 nt
Organism: Bemisia tabaci
Lineage: Eukaryota; Metazoa; Arthropoda; Insecta; Hemiptera; Aleyrodidae
Product: FAD-dependent oxidoreductase domain-containing protein 1
Biological process (GO): mitochondrial respiratory chain complex I assembly
Cellular component (GO): cytoplasm
Source: RefSeq, a predicted model, not a curated record
GUUAUGUUUUCAAUUUUUCAUUAAACGUGGUGUCGUGACUGCAUGUAUUGCUAUUUCACUUCACACCUAAUUAAAUUAGUGAUAGUAUUUAUUCGCCGUCGAAUCAAUUAUCGUCGAGUUUCACCUCACGUGAGCAAAGUGGACCUUGUACUCCUACUGCUAUUCGCGGUUAUCUCCUAGAUGUUCAACAAACAGUUCAGCGCAAACUUCAGUGCUAAGUUUUCCUCUCUUUUUAUGAACAGUACAGUCAGCGAAUGAUACAGAUUAAGUACCUCAAUUUUUCUGUCGUGUUGAGCAUAUUCAGACCAUUCAACGGUGCAAUUAAAUGAUUCAACAAGACAUUACUCUUUAUUCCAUUUAGUUCUUGAGAUUGUUACUUACAAAUUGAAUGAUGGACCUUCUAACAAAUGCUGUUAUUCCGCCCAAUUAAGAGAAGUACAAUUUUUAAGCACAAAUCCAGUGUCUGGUGAAAUGGCUCCUCUCCGUUUUUGUAGAAACAUUAACUUCCUGUGGGCUUCGACAGAAAGUAAAAUUCAUCGUGCUUUUAAUAGAAGCAUCACUACUUCCACAGUAUCGAGUAAGAAAUAUGAGGAGGCACCCCCCACAAAUCCAGCUGAACGAAGUAUAUUUGCUGUGAAGAAAGGUUUGCAGCGCCUUAAAAAGCGACUAGAUGACCCUAACAAUGAGUAUCCAGAAUUAACCAAGGCUGAAAAGUUUCGAUCCUUUCCCACUGCGACUGAUGUUCUUGUCAUCGGUGCUGGUGCAAUGGGGAGCUCAGUUGCUUACUGGCUGAAAGAAGAGGCCGGUGAUGCUUUAGACGUUCUUGUGAUUGACAAAGACUUUUCGGUAAUGGAAGAUGUUUCAAGACUCUCGGAGUAUGCCAAAGCAUCAACUGUUUUGUCCGUCGGUGGUGUAAGACAACAAUUCUCUCUGCCAGAAAACAUCAAAAUGUCUUUGUUUGGGGCUGAGUUUCUUCAGAAUAUCGAGCACUACUUGUCUAUUCCUAAUGAAUUUACUCCAAAUAUCCAGUUUCAGCCUGAUGGUUACUUAUUUCUUGCCACUGAAAAGAGUGCACAUAUCCUCGAACAAAAUUCCAAGCUUCAAUGGGAAUUAGGUGCCAAAAAUGAACUUCUAACUCCAGCAAAGUUGAAAAAGAAGUUUCCUUGGAUUAACACUGAAGGCAUUUGCUUAGGUUGUCAUGGAUUGCGAAAUGAAGGGUGGUUCGACCCUUGGACUUUGCUUCAAGCAUUCAAGUCAAAAGCUAUGUAUUACGGAGCAAAAUUUUAUGAGGGUGAAGUCAUACACUUUCAAUUUGAUGAACAAGUCAUAGCAGAAUGUCAUCACACUGGUGAACGACAUCCAGCUCUGGAAAAAGCUUAUAUCAAAAUUGGCCCUGAUGAAAUCAAGGAAGUUCAGUUUGCUAUAUGCGUUAUCUGUGCUGGUCCAGAAUCAGGGAGACUUGCCAAGUUAGCAGGAGUUGGCAGUGGAGCAGGAGUGCGAUCUAUUGAAUUACCCAUAGUACCUAGGAAACGAUACGUUUUUACUUAUCGCUGUCCGGAUGGUCCCAGUUUGAACUGUCCUCUGACAGUUGACCCAUCUGGGGUGUACUUCAGACGAGAGGGCUUUGGAAACCUUUAUUUAGCUGGCCUCUCACCUGAACCUGAUGAAGAGCCUAAUCCUGAAAAUCUAGAGGUAGAUUAUGAGUGGUUUGACGAAAAAAUUUGGCCACAAAUAGCGAAGCGUGCUCCUUGCUUCGAAAACAUCAAAUUACUAAAUGCAUGGGCUGGUUACUAUGAAACUAAUCUUUUCGAUGAAAAUGGCAUUGUGGGGCUGGCACCAUCCCAUUCUAAUUUAUACAUCGCAGCAGGUUUCAGUGGUCAUGGUAUUCAACAGUCUCCAGCUGUAGGACGAGCCAUCAUGGAACUUAUUAUGUACCAUAAAUUUAUAAAAAUCGAUCUUGAAAGGUUGUCACCUGAAAGAAUACUCCUUAACAAACCUAUUUACGAGUCGAAUAUUGUUUAAAUUUGGAAAUGACCCUCUGCAGGCAGUCGCCUCUAAUCAUAAAGAUUGACUUACAACUAUGUGACUUUAUUUCUGUAGAUUCUGAUGCUAUUUCACUAUCAAGUUAAGUACCUACUGACCUACUUUUUGGGAGAUUUUAAGUAAGAUUUUUUUGAAAUUUUUCUUCCAAUUCUCCUGUAAGCUGGGUGUCAGACACUCAAAAGACAUUUCCACUGUGUUUUAAGCUGUGUGUUUAGCAAGAAAUGCAGCCUUAAUUUUUAUUGGAGCCAAUCUAACAUAAUUCUCCUUUGAGAUAGGAUUUUUUCAUAUUAUCUUAGAUACAAUGCAUGAUUUUAGAAAAUCUGAGCAUCCAAAUUACCUGUACUUCCAGAAUAAGCAUUUCUACCCUGAAGUACAUAUUUAUUCUGAAAAAACAAAUUUUACAGAUGCCAAGGAGGAGGAUGGGUAUCGACACUGGCCAUUUUAGUUAGGGUCAAUCCUUUUCCUUAACUGGACCAUUUUUUUGCUCAUUGAGAGUCUAUUUUUCACGGAAUGCAAUAUGAUUUGAUCAUUUCUGGUCUCUUUUCAGAUCUAAUACUGAUCUAAACAUGGGUCUGAAGGCCGAUUUCAGCGAAAAUAAUUUUUCAGGAUUCAACUGCGAAAUUAGCGUUUUGUGCUUAAAUCUGCCUUCGAACCCAUGUUUAGGGUUUUAGGAUCUAUAGAGAGACCGGAAAUGACCAAAUCAUGAUGUACUCUGUACAACAUAGACCUUCAAAGAGCAGAAAAUCUUAGAUUAAAGGAAGUUCAGGGUCGGCCCAAAAAUUACUCAUAUGUAUCAUUACUCUUCCUUCGCUAAAUCUGUAUUGAAGUACUGUAGACCUGGUUCAGCACAGCAGUAUGCUAAGGAAUUUUGAAUUCUGCAGCUUUUUACAAUAUUUUUUAUGGAGUUCAAAGAAGUUCUAAAGAAGUUGCUUAAUAUUUGACUUAAUAUUUGAGUCUAGCCUCUUAAUAAAUGCAAGUUUUUGUUCAUGAUUGUUAGCUGUUGCAAUUAUUUCAAUUAUUUUAGUUUGUGUAGUAGUAUGCGUAUCAUCGAAAAGAGAGGGGUAAGUCCUUUUAAGCUGUACUUCCAUCAUAAAAAUAUAUCAACAGUGAAACCUCCAAACAAAGUAACUUGUUUGCUUUGCUUUAAAAGCUCCGCUCUUUAAUCUCUUUUUAAAGGAGAAGAAAUCAUCAUCAUUUCUUGAGAUUUUCACAGUAUUCUCUUAGCACAGCAAAGGAAAAUUUGUAAAAUUUACGUUGACUAAAUUUCUGUUAAAAACAUAAAGUAUAUCAGGGAAUCUGCACUACCGCAUACUGAGAUACAUGGUUUGGAAGAGUCACUGUCAUUAUGCUAAUGCUUAUGGUAUGGGUUAAAAUCGAUUUUAGGCUGAAGAGAGUGGGAUCCCCUUAGAGCGUCUAUCUUAACAGAUGAAUUAAAUUUAAUGAACCCCUCCAAAAUUAGGCAGCAUUGGAUUCCACACAGGUAUCACUGAUGUUCAAAUGAAGUAUUUCAAUUAUAUGUAUUAUGUUACUGAUAA